Sclerotinia trifoliorum is the source of this 1921-nucleotide messenger RNA. The record is from the annotation of a GenBank genome assembly. Lineage: Eukaryota; Fungi; Ascomycota; Leotiomycetes; Helotiales; Sclerotiniaceae.
UCACAAAUCACACUUGUGUUGAUUUUGAUUUUAUUUUAUGAUCAUGAAGUUCUCGAAAUAAUUUACAAUAUUCUUUUGCUAUGGCUAUUCAAGGGAUUUCUGGUUCAAAAGAAUCAAUUGUAUCUUCCAUUUUGAUUCAACGACUUGCUUCUGUCCUUCCUAAAGACGUCACUUUUAGGAUCUACCAUCUAUCUACCCCUCCAACCAAAACCUCAUCAUUAUAUUCUGCGCCCCCGAAUAGUCGUCCCGAUAGAACCUAUUGUGAAAGUCAUUUUCUUACAGUUUCGAUUCAAACUCCCUUGAAACAAGAUGUGUCAGAAACAGUUGAGGUAUUAGUUUUCGCAAUUGAAAUCCUCAUUUAUUCCACCGCAUACGAUACUACAUUUUUCGUUUCAAAGGCCGAUUCGACUGGAUAUCUUCAUUUGCUAAAUCUGCCGAAAGGAACCCCUUCUCCAAUACGAGAUAUCAGUGCUACAUUCUUGCAACAUUUGAUCCAACAGCGUCAAAGAGAAAAUAUCCGCAGUGUUGUGUCCCUUUUUGCCAGGGCUCAAGAUCAAUACCUUUUCCCCGGAAGUAUUGAAUACAAUGGAAAGCAUGUGCUGGAUGAUAGAGGCUUGGUGCGCUGGUGGUGUCGAGUGCUUGACUCGCUAAUAGAGCAGACGGAAACUUCUAUUGAUUCGCGAAAAUCUCAAUGGGAUUCAGUCAAAGGUUUUUUGAUUGUGCCUGGACAGGAUAAUUAUGAGACUAGGUCAUACCUUCCAGCAAGAGCAAAAAUACAGGGUGCGCAAAGCUCUUGGACUAUCGGACACCCACUACGGCAAAUUUCAAGGCAUAUAAACGACGUUCCUCCACGAUGCUUAGUUCCACAUUAUCCAGACGAUCCAAAAGCAAGAUUUCUAGACGAAUUAGACGAUGAGAUAGGGAGAGGAAAGGAUGAUUCGAGUGGACAAUGGAAGAGCGUGAGGAAUAUUGAUCAAUUCUGGGAGAUGAUGGCAUAUAGACAAGAGUGUUCCGCUGGACGACUAGUUGGAUUUAUAUGGAUCGUUUUAACACCAUCAGUUUCUCAUGAUCAAGGAGAUUUUGUCCUUGGCAUCAGUCAAACCACGACGUUGGCCAAUGAUAGCCAAGAGGAACUCAACUUUUCAUUUCCAUCAGUUCCAGAUGCUACAGUCGCUUCCACUCCAUCAACAUCCUUCACUAGCUCGUUUCCAUCUCAGCAGUCACCUUCUACGCGCAGUGAUAAUAUGUCAUUCACCGAGGAACCUACUCGAUUAUCAAAACCUUCUGCCCUACGAAAGAAGAAGAAAUUAUCGGGUGUUAUUAUUCCCAGACAGCCACGAAUUAAAACUGAGACUAAAAAUUACCUGCUAGAAAGACCUGAAAGCACCGCAUACUAUUGUUGGAGACCAGAAGGUCGCGGCCAAGUCAUUGUCGACGAAACAGACUACCAUCGAAUUAAUGAAUUACUUCUUCGGCUAGACUUUGCCGAUCUUGACCUAGCGAGCUCGAGUUCCAAGAGAUGGAUUAAUGAAGUUCGUUCGGGUGCAGGAAGCAUGGGCGAUGCAUGGGGUCAAUUAGUUACAGGAACUAAAGUCACGGAGAUUACAAAUAAGACGGGUAGCGCAGGCAUUACGACGCUUAAUGUAGGACUUGUACGAAAGAAAAGGAAAUCGAGUACGGACGAACCCCAGGGGCCUACUCCCCCCGCAACAGCGGUACCUAAGGUUAAUGUGCUUGGAGCCGGUAUGGUUCGAAAGAAGAUAAAGAACUAAUAUGGCUACCAUUUCGCCCAGUGUAUAUUUGGUUUAGUUAAAGGUCUGCUUUAAAAUCGGAGUUGGAUACGGCGUCUCCCAAAAUAUGAAAUACCCAGGGUAUGGAUCACGGAUAAUAAAGGCAAUUAUCAUUUCGCAUUUUUAUACAA